Messenger RNA from Leguminivora glycinivorella, 2083 nucleotides. RefSeq names its product diacylglycerol O-acyltransferase 1 (gene mdy). NCBI's taxonomy places the organism in Eukaryota, Metazoa, Arthropoda, Insecta, Lepidoptera, Tortricidae. Gene Ontology annotation, biological process: triglyceride biosynthetic process. Gene Ontology annotation, cellular component: endoplasmic reticulum membrane. The transcript has 12 exons. Gene Ontology annotation, molecular function: diacylglycerol O-acyltransferase activity. Bases 271 to 1758 code for a protein of 495 amino acids. The record is from RefSeq and is a predicted model, not a curated record.
UCACAAUCAUAAGGAAUUAUCUACCUUGCUUAAUACUUGCAUACCGAUUGACCCAUUUGAAUGACCUUUGAUAAGGCUAAUGUCCAUGGUAUUCAUAUUCAGUUACAUGUCCGGUCAUUCUUAUUUUUUUAUUUAACAUUAAUGUGAUAGGAAAACCAAGGAAUCACAGUUAAGCAUUCUGUUGUUAGGCGGAUGGAAACUUGCAGUGAUCUUUAUCUAAAUACCCGCCUUAUCAUUUAAACCGGAUCUCCAUUACAUUGUAGGAACAUCAUGGCUGCAGAAUCAGAGGAAAAAGCUUUGCGCUUUAGACGAGCGCAAAGUGUUACUCGAGCCGAAGAAAUUACAGAACAGGAAACUAAAGCAAGGAAGUCUCAGCAAGAUAAACCGAUCCACAAGCCAAGAGAUUCCUUGUUUUCAUGGAGCUCGGGGUUCAAGAACUUUACAGGCCUCGUGACCUGGGGCUUCCUCAUGCUGUCCAUAGGAGGUCUGCGCUUGUGCCUCGAAAAUUUUCUCAAAUAUGGUUUUCGUGUGAACCCCAUAGAAUGGUUCAUCAUUCUUACUGGCCGGAAUGAGGGCACCCAGAAUGAAUUUCCAUCAGUAGUAUUAAUCAUUUUUUCUGUUGUACUUAUUGUUGCAAGUCUGCUGAUAGAGAAAGCUAUGGCUGUGGGUAUGAUUUCUGGAAGAGUGGGAAGUGUCCUACAAGUAUGCUACCUGAUUAUAUUGGUAUCUUUACCUGUGGCUGUUUUACAAUACAAGGGUCAAGAAUUUAGUGUUGUGGGCAGAACAACAGUGUGUUUCAUCUAUUUAAUAUUAUUUUUGAAGUUAUGGAGCUACGCACAAACUAAUCACUGGGUCCGUAAAGGAGCAAAGGGGAAAUUCUCUAAGAACACUUUGAGGCGUCAGAGUCUAUCCGCACCCAAUUACAAUGAGCUCAUGCACGCGGAACAAGAUCAAACCACCGAGGAAGAGAAAGGAGACGCCUUCGCGGUCGCCGGGCUCGUGAGGUACCCCGACAACCUGAACCUGAAAGACUUGUUUUACUUCCUGUUCGCACCCACCCUGUGUUAUGAGUUGAAUUUCCCCCGCACUACACGGAUUCGCAAGCGGUUCCUGAUCAAACGUCUUCUCGAGGUGGUGUUCGGCGUGAACCUGGUGCUGGCUCUGUUCCAGCAGUGGAUGAUCCCCUCCGUCACCAACUCCAUCGACACCUUCUCCAGGAUGGACUACCUCAAGAUGCUGGAGAGGCUGCUCAAGCUUGCUGUACCAAACCAUCUAAUGUGGCUGUGCUUCUUCUAUCUGACCUUCCACUCGUUCCUGAACCUAAUGGGCGAGCUGUUGCACUUCGCAGACCGGCACUUCUACGGCGACUGGUGGAACUCGAACAACAUCGGCACCUUCUGGCGCACGUGGAACCUGCCCGUGCACAAGUGGGCCGUGCGACACGUGUACAUUCCGAUCACUGAGAUGGGGUACAGCAAGACGGCUGCCAGUGCCGCUGUGUUCCUGAUCUCAGCGUUAUUCCAUGAGUAUUUGGUGAGCGUCCCCCUACAGAUGUUCCGCGUGUGGGCGUUCCUAGGCAUGAUGGCGCAGCCGCCACUCUCCGUGAUAUCACGCUUCGCUGAGGUGCGACUGGGACCCCGCUACGGCAACCUCAUCGUGUGGAGCUCAAUAAUUCUCGGCCAGCCGCUUGCUAUCAUGAUGUACUACCACGAUUACGCGCUCCAGCAUUUUAAGUCACAUACCUUCGUCAGUCAUUAGUACGCUUAGCAGGAGAUAACCAUUGAUUGCACUUGACAAUACACUAUUUGCGUGAACUUGAUCGUAUACUCAUCUUGAAACUGGUUUUAAGCUUUGCAGUUCCGGGCCGCAAGGUUAUUUGAAUUUGCAUCAAGGUCACGCUCAUAUUAAGAUUGUCUUUAUACUAGAAUCUGGCGGGUCACUUGCAUUGUUGCGUGGGUUGAGUACCAGUGCACGUGUAAAUGAAUGAAUGCGAGAUGAAUUACGAUCGAGUUUAGGGACCGUCCACACUCAAGAGACGCAUGUCCGCCGACGCGGAACGGACGUCAGCGCCACGCCGCCUGAA